AUCUGAGGAUUGUGCUGAUAGGAAAGAAUGGAUCAGAAAACAGACGAGUGGCAAAGACUAUACUGGGAAGAGCAGUGUUUGACAGUGAAGCUCCAUUUUAUUUACAGAAGCACAUGGACAGAAUCAGUGGAUUUGUGGAGGAGAGAUACGUCACAGUCUUCAACACUCACCUGUUCCAGCCAAAUCUCUCACAGCAUCAGUUAACACAGAGAGUGAGAGAUUGUGUGUCUCUGUCUGCUCCAGGACCUCAUGUGUUUGUACUUGUUCUGCAGUAUAACAACUUCAGAGAGAAUGACAGACAGAGAGUGAACACUGUGCUGAACCUCUUCAGUUAUCAGGCCAUGAAACACACUAUAGUGCUGACUACUGAUGAAGAGACACAUGGAUUCAUAUUCACUUCUAGGAAUAAUACUGUUCAUGAUAUAACAAAGGAUUGUGGAGGAGGACAUCUACAGUUUGAUACAGGGAACACAGGAUGGCGAGUUGAGAUGUUCAGAAGGACAGAAGAGAUACUCAAGAAAGAACAUGAAGAAAUUCUCAUCUGUGACAUGUGUGAGGAUGAAGGUCUGAGCAGAUCUGGUGCAUCAGUCAGAGACCACAAAGACAUGAAGGAUUUUUAUCUCAGUGAGAACACAAACACAGUGACGAAUACUGGAAGAACAAAGCUGAACAUUGUGCUGUGUGGAAAUAAUCAAACACUCAAGAGCUCUGUGUCUAAAAUGUUUAGAGGGAUAACAAGAAAAUCUCAGAUAGAGAUGAGCAAAGUGUGUGUGAAGAAAGAGGGAAUGAUUCAUGGACGUCAGAUCAGUGUAAUAGAGCUUUCAGCUGUCUCUCGUCUCUCAGAGGAGGAAGUGAUGCAGAAAACUCUCUGCUGUGUGUCUCUUUGUGAUCCUGGAGUUCAUGUGUUCAUCCUCGUUACUCCUGUCACUCCACUUACUGAUGAAGACAGAGCAGAAAUGGAGAAGAUUAAAAUAAUAUUUAACUCACAAGUUAAUAAAAGUGUGUCAGAUUAUGUAGGAUCCCCAGAAUCUCAGAGGAUUGUGGGUCUCUAUGGGAGCUGGUACAGUGUGAUGGGGUUACAGGACCAGAGAAGCUCAGAACAGAUCUCAGAACUGUUUGAUCGUAUAGAGAACUUGAAGACUGAACCCUAUUCUCUGCAGAUGUAUACAAGAGCAUUAGAUAAGAGAGUCAGACAUGAACUAGAGAAGAAACUGAGAUUCAGAGACAAUGAAGUCAAAGAAUUGCAGCAGAAGAUCAUGACACUGGAUCCAGAGGGUGUGAAGCUGAAUCUGGUUGUGUGUGGGAGUAACAGAGAAUUAAUAUCCUUCAUAUCAAACCUGAUCCUGAAGCAGAGCGAGAGCAGAUCAGAGCUGAGCUCAGAGUGUGUGAGGAGAGACGUGGAGCUUGAUGGACGUCUGGUCAGUCUGGUGGAGCUUCCAGCUCUGUUCAACACUCAGCUCUCAGAGGAGGAAGUGAUGCGUCAGACUCACCGCUGUGUGUCUCUCUGUCAUCCUGGAGUUCAUGUGUUCAUCCUCAUCAUUCCUGAUGCUCCACUUAAUAAUGAAGACAGAGCAGAAAUAGAGGAGAUCCAGAGGAUCUUCAGCUCUAGAGAAGACAUCAUUUCAUCAGCCUGA
Molecule: messenger RNA, 1634 nt
Organism: Carassius auratus (goldfish)
Lineage: Eukaryota; Metazoa; Chordata; Actinopteri; Cypriniformes; Cyprinidae
Product: GTPase IMAP family member 8-like
Exons: 4
Coding region: 114-1634 (506 amino acids)
Molecular function (GO): GTP binding
Source: RefSeq, a predicted model, not a curated record